AUGGCGAUUUUAGACUCCCAGGUAAUCAUUAAAGUAUAUAUUGAAGAUGUAGGACAGCAUUAUGUAGAAGUACCCAUAACACCUAAUACUUCCUGUCAAGAUGUUGUUGAUUGUACUAAAGAACCUGGUAGAGAAUCAGGAUAUAUUGUGGUCAUUAAACAGGGUACAGAACAUAUUUUAUCAUAUAAUGAUAAUAUUUAUAGUUUAUUACAAUUACAAGGUAAAGAAAAAGAAAAUUUAGUAUUUGUACUACAUUAUGGUAGUGUUAUAUAUCAAGAUGAUAUGGCAGAUUUACCAUCAAGGUCCUAA
This is a messenger RNA of Lottia gigantea (owl limpet), 309 nucleotides long. RefSeq lists its product as hypothetical. The transcript is spliced from 4 exons. The record is from RefSeq and is a predicted model, not a curated record. NCBI's taxonomy places the organism in Eukaryota, Metazoa, Mollusca, Gastropoda, Lottiidae. Bases 1 to 309 code for a protein of 102 amino acids.